AUGUCUGCCGCUGCCAACGAGUUGGGCCUCGCGCCGAGAUCGGGCGCCACUCUGACUGUUCUGGGAUGCGGAACUCUUGGGGUUGCCAUUCUUUCCGGCAUCUUCGCGUCGCUGGCCGAAGCGAAAAAGGCCGACUCCCGCUUCCUCCCUGGAUGCGGCACGGCGACGCCCCCUGAAGAAGUCGCCCCUCAUCAGGUCCCCUCGCGCUUCAUUGCGUGCGUGAUUCGCCCUGAGUCCGCCCUGCGCAUCCAAAAGACCCUCAAGCAGUACUCGCAUCCCCUCACAAUUCUCCAGAACGACAACCUCCGUGGCGCCCGUGAAGCCGAGGUUGUCAUCCUUGCCUGCAAGCCCUUCAUGCUCCAGGCCCUGCUGGGCGCCCCUGGAAUGCGUGACGCUCUGAAUGGAAAGCUACUCAUCAGUAUCCUGGCUGGAGUGACUGUCGAGCAAAUCGAAGACACACUUUACGCUGACACCGAUAUUCCGCACGGCGAUCGGUGUCGCAUCGUGCGCGCCAUGCCCAACACGGCCGCAAUCGUGAGAGAAUCAAUGACUGUUAUUGGCGAGAGCAACCCUCCCCUGCCUCCACACUGGGACAUCUUGGUCAACUGGAUAUUUUCUCGCAUUGGCCGGGUUGUGACCCUUCCCGCCUCGAAAAUGGAUGCCAGCACAUCCGUUGCUGGGUCGGGCCCUGCCUUUGUGGCCCUGGUGCUCGAAGCAUUGGCUGACGGGGGGGUUGCCAUGGGUCUGCCCAGAGCCGAAGCACAAGCCAUGGCGGCGCAAGUACUGCGUGGGACAGCUAGCAUGGUUCAAAAUGGAGACCAUCCUGCGUUCAUUAGAGAGAAAGUGAGCACGCCCGGCGGUUGUACCAUUGGCGGCUUGAUGGUACUCGAAGAGGCCGGCGUCAGGGGCCAAAUCUCCAAGGCUGUCCGGGAGGCUACCUUCAUUGCAAGCCAGCUGGGACAGUCGCAGUCGCAGAGUGCCAGCAGGACAAGGUAA
This is a messenger RNA of Ophidiomyces ophidiicola, 996 nucleotides long. RefSeq names its product delta 1-pyrroline-5-carboxylate reductase (gene PRO3). Lineage: Eukaryota; Fungi; Ascomycota; Eurotiomycetes; Onygenales; Onygenaceae. The record is from RefSeq and is a predicted model, not a curated record. Gene Ontology annotation, biological process: L-proline biosynthetic process. The coding region runs from base 1 to 996 and encodes 331 amino acids. The transcript is spliced from 2 exons. Gene Ontology annotation, molecular function: pyrroline-5-carboxylate reductase activity.